AAAAUUUAAUCAAAAUAUCGUUCAUUGACAUUCACAGCUUAACUAUUUAUUCAUCUCUGGAUCCUUAAAGUGAAAGAAUGGAAUUAGCAGAGUUUUAACUCAAGCCUUCCAGUCGUAUAUCUGAUACUGGAGCAUGCGUAUUGUUCGUUCCAUUAAAUUCUUACAUUGCCACGAUUUUAUAGUCCAGUAGCUAUUGUGUAAAUAUGAACGAUCUAGGAUUAGAACAACAGGAGUACAGUGCCAAGUGGGAUUUAGUCCAGUUUUUCUUUUUGGCAACGUACACAGUUGGUUUCCAUGGGACUACAUCCCUCCCGUUCUUCAUUCAGAAAUACACAGCUCUUUUCUUAGUGGCGUAUUAUGUCUUACUGAUCCUGAUCUGCAUUCCAAUAUGUUACCUUCAAAUAAAAUUAGGAGCUAUCUACAGACACGGAAUAGUUGGUAUCUUCAGCAAUUUGAUCCCAGUUUUAAAAGGAGGCGCAGUGGCCCUUCUUGUAAUGACUUUUCUACGGUGUUUAACAACAGGAUUGGAACUGAGUUACAGCCUUUAUUUUUCCUUUGUUUCCUUUGAUGGCUUUAGAAGUGGCAACACUAGUGUUGUUAGACCGACAGAAUAUGGAGAUGUAAACAGAUAUUUCCAUGAGAAGUUUUUGCAGAGAUCAGAUGGUAUUGCCGAGCCUGGUCACGUGGUAUGGUAUCUUCUGCUCUGUCUGUUAGCCACGUGGAUAGUGAUUUAUUUGCUGACAUUUAAAGGAACAGCUGUAUUUGCAAAGUCUGUAUACGGCCUUACAACAACAGCCUUUAUCCUGUUGCUGGUGGUUCUGGUAUAUGGGAGAUUGAAAGACAACUUGAUAAGUUAUUCCCGCCAUUACGUUGUGACUGGAGAAAAUGAAAUCACUGAAAUUGAAGACGUUAGGACAGUAUCAGUUGUUCACCUCGGAUCACCAGAAUUAUGGGUUGAUGCACUGCUGCUGCACAUGAAUAGUAUUGGCUUGUGGUCCGGUGUACUUCCUCUUUUAGGAACCAGAAUUUACAACAAGAAAAUCGUUGUCAAUUUGGCCGUUGCUUUACUAGUUAUUGCAUACAGUAUAUUCCCCGUAGUAACAUAUCUUGCACUGGAACCAUAUUACGAUAUGAGUUGGGAUGAAGGAUUCAUAGCUUUACAGAGAGGUAUCAAACCAGGGUUAUCAUACCUGUUUCUUGGAGUAUUUUCUACUGUUCGACAUCAUCCAGUUAUAGCAUUAUGUUUGUUUAUGUUUUGUUUUUUGUUUGGGAUGAUCCACCAGGUGAUUCAUUUGUGUGUAAUCUGGGAGUCAUUGCUACCAUCUAUACCCAAGAUGAUUAUGAAGAGGAUCAGAAGACGCGAGUACCUUAUUGGCAUUGCGUGUCUCUCAUCGGUACUGCUUAGUAUUCCAUUUACAAUGCAAGGUGGAUUGUUUGUUUACAUGCUUAUUAACAGUUACGUAGAUAGACUGGUGUUUACCCUGAUUAUUGUCAGUACUGUACCAAUUAUUACAGGAUAUUUAAAGCAAGAAUCGCUCUAUCUACCAGUUGAACGUGUAUUUAUGAGUGCCUGGUAUGGACUGGCUUCUUUGAUUCCUGCUGGAAUGCUUAUCUACUACUUUGCUUUAAAUGUGUAUCCGUACUCUAUAUUUGGAUACGAUGAACAAUGGGCAGAGAAAAUUGGAUGGAUCAUUUCAAUCUCUCCAAUUACCUUUUGUAUGAUCCUUGGAGCAGUCCAUGCCAUUUAUAAAGGAAAAGGCAAUUUCAAGCAGAAAUGUAUUCAAGCAUUGAAGGCGGAUAGUUUAAAUGCCACCGACAGCUUUACAGAAGAAAAUUCAGAAACAAACAAUACCGGCUUUGCAUCGUCUAAAUCGCCGAGUAAUUCAGUCAUGGGAAACAAAAACGAACCUGAACCAAAUGUCUCACAAGCGGAGAAAGCAGAGACUGAAAUCGUUAUGCGGCCUCCAGAAUUCACGGAGGUUGUCAAAGUUUGACAUAGUAUAUUGAGUUAUUGUAUGAAGAUGGAGCUUUCCUACUUAUCAUUGAGAACAGCUUUGACAAUCGAAAUCGGUUGUGAAUUUUACUGUCAAUCGACACGAUGCUAUUACUUGUGAAAUCGUUAUUUUAUCAUAGAAUGACGUUUUUUUUCUUCAUUAAAAUAAAAUAAAAUCAAUAUUGAUGAUAAUUACAGUUUCGAUGGUGUAAUAUUUAUAAAUAUUUGUGAAAUAUCAAAUACCCAGUACCAUGGCCAAAUAUUUAUGGAGCAGUACCUGUAUUUUUAAACUUUCAUUCAAUAUUAAAAAAAUGUCCAUGAUUUUUAAAUAAUUAUUUCGGGUAUACUUAACAUCAUAUAUGAGAACUAAUGUUAUUGUUAUUGUAAAAGUAUUGUAUCCAAUCAUGAUAUAUUUAUUGUUGAUUUAUAAACCAGUAUAUUGUCAUGUUA
Mytilus californianus (California mussel) is the source of this 2443-nucleotide messenger RNA. Its product is annotated as sodium- and chloride-dependent GABA transporter ine-like. Gene Ontology annotation, cellular component: membrane. Lineage: Eukaryota; Metazoa; Mollusca; Bivalvia; Mytilida; Mytilidae. The coding region runs from base 204 to 1994 and encodes 596 amino acids. Gene Ontology annotation, biological process: sodium ion transmembrane transport. The record is from RefSeq and is a predicted model, not a curated record. The transcript has 14 exons.